This is a messenger RNA of Vitis vinifera (wine grape), 1494 nucleotides long. RefSeq names its product capsanthin/capsorubin synthase, chromoplast. Gene Ontology annotation, biological process: carotenoid biosynthetic process. Gene Ontology annotation, molecular function: oxidoreductase activity, acting on paired donors, with incorporation or reduction of molecular oxygen. NCBI's taxonomy places the organism in Eukaryota, Viridiplantae, Streptophyta, Magnoliopsida, Vitales, Vitaceae. The record is from RefSeq and is marked provisional.
AUGGGAACGCUACUCUGGCCACCACCACCUCCUCCUCCUCCGUCUGUGAUCUCGGUUUCUGGGAGACGAUCUUUGUCCACCUUUCCAUCCUGCCUUCCGGAAAACCGUUACAGUCGGGGGAAAGUUUGUAGCAAUAUUCAAAGUAGCAAGUUUGAUAGUUUCCUUGACCUAAAACCAGAAUCAGAGGCUGAGUUAUUGGAUUUUGAUCUCCGGUGGCUUGAUUCCUCAUGUAAGUCUUGCUUAGAUGUGAUUAUCAUUGGUGCUGGCCCUGCUGGGCUGCGUCUAGCUGAGCAAGUAUCACGCUAUGGAAUUCAUGUGUGUUGUAUUGACCCCUCCCCGUUGUCCAUGUGGCCCAACAACUACGGAGUGUGGGUUGAUGAGUUUGAGGGGUUGGGACUUGAAGAUUGUUUGGAUAAAACAUGGCCCAUGACUUGUGUUCGUAUAGAUGACCACAGAACCAAGUAUUUGGACCGCGCCUAUGGACGGGUUAGUAGGAAACGCUUGAAGAUGAAAUUACUUGAGAUCUGUGCUGCUUAUGGAGUCCAAUUCCAUAAGGCCAAGGUUUGGAAAGUGGAGCACCAGGAGUUCGAAUCUCUGGUUGAGUGUGACGAUGGGAGCAAGCUGAGGGCAAAUUUAGUUGUGGAUGCCAGCGGUUUUGCUAGCACUUUUAUAGAGUAUGAUAAGCCAAGGAACCAUGGCUAUCAGAUUGCUCAUGGUAUUCUAGCUGAAGUUGAUAGUCACCCAUUUGAUUUGGAUAAGAUGCUCCUCAUGGACUGGAGAGAUUCCCAUUUAGGUAACGAGCCUUAUAUACGUGCUGGUAAUUCGAGCCUCCCGACCUUUCUGUAUGCAAUGCCAUUUAACUCAAACUUGAUAUUCUUAGAAGAGACUUCCUUAGUCAGCCGGCCAAUGUUGUCGUAUAAGGAAGUUAAGAGAAGGAUGGUUGCGAGACUCAGGCAUCUGGGUAUUCGAGUGAGGAGGGUAAUUGAAGACGAGAAGUGUUUGAUCCCCAUGGGAGGCCCCCUCCCCCAGAUUCCUCAAAGUGUAAUGGCAAUUGGUGGGACCGCUGGUCUGGUCCACCCCUCUACUGGGUACAUGGUGGCUAAGACCAUGGCCCUGGCCCCAGUCCUGGCUGAAACAAUUCGGGAAUGCCUAGGCUCUUCCAGGAUGAUCAGAGGUAAGCCACUUCAUCACAGAGUCUGGAAUGGCUUGUGGCCUAGCGAGAGGAGGUUUACCAGAGAAUUCUACUCUUUUGGGAUGGAGACUCUUUUGAAGCUGGAUUUGAAUGGCACCAGGGGUUUCUUUGACGCUUUCUUUGAUUUGGAUCCUUACUACUGGCAAGGGUUUCUCUCCUCUAGGUUGUCUCCUAGAGAGCUAGCUUUGCUGAGCUUAUCCCUGUUCGGGCGAGCCUCAAAUCCAUCCAGGUUUGACAUCAUUACAAAAUGCCCUGCUCCUUUGGUUAAAAUGAUGGGUAAGUUGGCAUUCGAAACUAUUUGA